AUGGCCAAUACCACCAGAUCCGGUGGUCACAAACAGCUCGGUAAAGUUGCGGUCGCCGGGUAUAGGAUGGGUACCUUUCUGAAGGAGUUCGAUGAGGUUUUUGAUGGUAAUGCGACCCAGGAUAGCGGCGAUGGCAAUGAUGCUUCCAAAGAGAGAAAUAGCACUAGCUCUUAA
Sclerotinia sclerotiorum 1980 UF-70 is the source of this 174-nucleotide messenger RNA. RefSeq lists its product with no specific name. Bases 1 to 174 code for a protein of 57 amino acids. The transcript has a single exon. The record is from RefSeq and is a predicted model, not a curated record. Lineage: Eukaryota; Fungi; Ascomycota; Leotiomycetes; Helotiales; Sclerotiniaceae.